Messenger RNA from Cyprinodon tularosa, 3877 nucleotides. It is a transcript of the gene syt7a, whose product is annotated as synaptotagmin VIIa. Gene Ontology annotation, molecular function: phosphatidylserine binding; calcium-dependent phospholipid binding; clathrin binding. The coding region runs from base 849 to 3032 and encodes 727 amino acids. NCBI's taxonomy places the organism in Eukaryota, Metazoa, Chordata, Actinopteri, Cyprinodontiformes, Cyprinodontidae. Gene Ontology annotation, biological process: calcium-ion regulated exocytosis; vesicle fusion; regulation of calcium ion-dependent exocytosis. The record is from RefSeq and is a predicted model, not a curated record. The transcript is spliced from 8 exons. Gene Ontology annotation, cellular component: synaptic vesicle; synapse; axon.
UUGGCUGUAAAAAUAUCUCAUCCAUGACGUCUGACAUGAUCUCAGGUCUAUAUUCAGUCUUGUGUAAAUGAGGCAGUUAAACGCGGCUGCUGUGAUUUUCUUCACAUUCCUUUUACACUUCAUUCCUGCGAUUUCUUCCUCCACAACACAUUUACGCUCAUCACUGCCUCGCUCCCUACUUUUCUCCUCCUCUCAUCUUUCUUUUUGCCCCUGUCUGUAAUUGGAUUCUAUUUUCAGGUCGCCAUGAGUGUCUGUGUGUCUCCAGUGUUUGUGUCUCUUCUCCAUCGUCACCCUGUGCUCCUAUCGCUCUCCAUCGCGCUGUCAUCAUGUACUUUGCCCCAACUAUUCUCCACCUGUCUGCUACUAACAGGUUUACUUUACAUUGACCCUUUUUUCAUCCUUUUCUUUGGGAGAGUUUGGUUCAGGAAAUAUCACAAGAAAAGCUGUGUGUAAAAUGUGUUGGAUGAGGUAAUGCACCAACCGUAUCUCUCUUAUGACCUAGAUCCCGUAGUCUGGGUUACAAGGCAGGAAGUUAUAUUUAGUUAAAAGAAAAAGAAAACAGAAAAAUUCAGGAUCAGAAGUACUGUAGACUAAACUAAAUCUGAAUGUCUUUGUACGCAAACAAAGAGUCGGUAACAUCUUUAUGUCAGGAAAGGCAGUUAAUCAGUGUUUAUGAAGGGGAGGAGUGGAAAUUAGGAGCCUGGCAGAGGGAGGGAGUCCUGGUGCAGAAGUUGGUUGGCUGUCAGGAUGUCUCUGGAGGUCCUGCAUGUGUUUAAAAGACCAAAAUACUUAGAGAGAGAUGAGGAGAGGCUAUCAGAGGUGGAAAUGUUGAUGAACAAGUAGAGGAAAUGGGGAUUUCUCGUCAGAACACCAAGCCCUCAUCGGUGAGGCCUGGAAGCAGCAAAACUGCGACGCGGACUCCUAGAUACGGCCGUGCGGUUCAGAGCCGCUCCACGCCUGUACGGACCGUCAGCAUCCGACCGCUGCCGCAGAGAAACACGGCUGCACGCAAACAGCACACCCAAGCUGUUCCGCCACGCAGGGCGAACUUGCGUCCAGCGCAGAGUCAUUGUCUGACUCAGCAUCUCGAGCAGCACAUUUCACAUGGCGAUCAUCAUGCAGGCUGCACCUUCUACUGCUAUUUUUGCUACUGCUGUUACAGCUGCUGCCUCAUGUUGCUCUCUUUUUCUCUCCUCCUUCUUCUCUCUCCACCUAACAACACUCCUCUCUCUGAUCCUUCCUCCACUUUGACCUCCAAUGCAACCACACCUCCUCCCUCCUCCUCCUCCUCCAUCACACAAUCUUCAACUUCCUGUUUGGAUGAACUGUCCUGCUUCUGUCCUGAUGUCAACUUGACUUCAUCUCCAAUAUCUUCCCGAUGCUCCCAAUCUCUUUGUCUAAUCACCUCCUGCACUGAACGACCCCCCUCCACCUGUCAUGGCUCCGCUUCUUCUUCUACAACUUCGGACUCCUUCAUGCGUCCUCAAAAACCACUCCUCUGCCGGCCUUGGCCCUUGACGCGCUCCCUUUCCUCCUUACUCCUCUGUCCCCCCAGCUUUGGCGAGCCAGUUUUAUCCUAUGCCUCCACUCUGGAGCACAUUCCCUCUCGGCCUCGGACGCUGCUGAGGCAGCAGAGUCUGCAGCAGCCGCUGAUCCAGCCGUCAGGGCCGGGUCUCAGCCACCCGCCUACCACGUCUCAAAGCUUGGGACAGUUACAUACUGCACCUGGGGGGGCAGGGAGAGGAGAAAGAGGCAGUAACAGUGGUGAGGUUGGGGGAGCAGGUACACGAGGCAGGGGCUCAAGAGGCGGCUCAGCGGGCGCCGCCGCUUCACGCUACAGGGGAGGAGGAACAGGAGGGCGCUCCAGAGGAAGUCCUGGCAGCUGGGAUUACGUCAUGGACCAGAUGAAGAACCGCGGUCUGGAUGUCAAGUCCUUCCUUGAAGGAAAGCUGGUGGUCCUGGCUUUGGCCAUUGGUGUUGCAGAGCAAGAUGACUUUGCCAAUAUCCCUGACCUGCAGGAAACGGCGCAGGCAGCACCAGCAGCCAAUCAGGAGCCCCCUCCUGAGAAGAGGGGGAACAAACCAGCAAACAGCCCCAAAGGUCACCCCCCCGACGCCGAUGGCCACUCCUCUGUAACCGACCUGGCGAACUCACUCACUGGAGACAUGGUGAUGUUGUCCCCCGGUUCAGAGGAUGAUGACGGUGAAGGGCCGGUCAGCGAAAAGCUGGGCCGCAUCCAGUUCAGCAUAGGCUACAGCUUCCAGAAUACAACCCUGACUGUCAAAGUGCUCAAGGGUCAGGAUCUACCAGCCAAGGACUUCUCCGGAACCUCAGACCCUUUCGUCAAAAUCUACCUGCUGCCUGACAAGAAGCACAAGCUGGAGACCAAGGUGAAACGGAAGAACCUGAACCCCCACUGGAAUGAAACCUUCCUCUUUGAGGGCUUCCCUUACGAGAAGGUGAGAGAACGCACUCUCUACCUCCAGGUGUUGGACUACGACCGCUUCAGCAGGAAUGACCCCAUCGGAGAGGUUUCCAUCCCCCUGAAUAAGGUGGAGCUGGGCCAGCUGAAGACCUUCUGGAAGGAGCUCAAACCCUGCAGUGAUGGCAGUGGGAGACGAGGCGACCUGCUGGUGUCUCUCUGCUAUAACCCCACUGCCAACACCAUCACUGUGAACAUCAUCAAAGCACGCCACCUUAAAGCCAUGGAUAUCGGGGGCACUUCAGAUCCUUAUGUAAAGGUGUGGCUCAUGCACAAGGACAAGCGCGUAGAGAAGAAGAAGACGCCGGUGAUAAAGCGCUGUCUGAAUCCAGUUUUCAACGAGUCCUUCCCCUUUGAUGUCCCUGCCCAUGUGCUUAGGGAGACCACCAUCAUCAUCACCGUCAUGGACAAGGACAGGCUGAGCCGCAACGAUGUUAUCGGAAAGAUCUACCUAUCUUGGAAGAGCGGACCCGCAGAAGUAAAGCACUGGAAGGACAUGCUCGCUCGGCCGCGUACUAAUGUGGCCCAGUGGCACGCUCUUAAGGCCUGAUCGUUCCACCCAGCGUCCUCCAUGGCCACUUCCCAUCUCCUAUUUCCUGGCCCAGUUCUCUCUUCCCUCUUCCCGCUCCCGUCCUUAUGCACAAGACUGACUUGCUGCCAGGCUGCGAAACACGGGUACAAUUAGCCAUCUGCUCUCUUAAACCUUUAAACUCUAUUUUCUUUUACAUUCUCUAUUUCCCUCUGAAUUUCACCCCCUGAUGCUGUUGUGUGUUUUUUCUGCAUCGCCACUUUGCCAAUAGUCCCCCUGUUUCUGUCUGUCUGUCUGUCUGUCUGUCUGUCUGUCCUGAUGCUAUUGGCUCAUGGAGGUCUAAUAAUCCUAUUCUUCGUCAGUCCCUUGGUUACUAACGUCCCUACAGCCCCUGAUCAAUUAAAUAAGGUGGUAUCCCAUCAAAUUAUUAUAAUUUCAACUCAUUUAGUCCUACUGUACUAAUAGUACAGUUACAUAGGAUGAUAUAAAAUCUACUGCUUAUACAUACAGGUGGAUCUCAGUCCAUUAUAUCCUUAAUUGGAUAAACCCCAAAUUCUGUUUCUCAGAGAAUUUGAUUCUGACUUCAGACCAAUGAAAAAGACGUUUAAUCCAGAAUGCGGUGCUACUGUCUGUAGUUUAGAGUUCUAAACCCAACAGGACUCCGUGCUCAGUGGCAUAGAGGCCGUCAGUCUGUAGUCCUGCUGCUUUAAUAGCCACCUUCACAUCCUUUCAUGCUUUUUCUGGUGUCUCUUCCUCUCCUUGGUGGGGGUUUAUAUGAGGAGAACUGGCUGACCGAUCAACAUGGCAGAUGCUGUGUUUCCACCUUUAAGGAGCCGACAGGGUUUAGCCAUGGUCAGCUGUCAAAG